Molecule: messenger RNA, 4596 nt
Organism: Humulus lupulus (European hop)
Lineage: Eukaryota; Viridiplantae; Streptophyta; Magnoliopsida; Rosales; Cannabaceae
Product: calmodulin binding protein PICBP-like
Exons: 3
Coding region: 434-4249 (1271 amino acids)
Molecular function (GO): calmodulin binding
Source: RefSeq, a predicted model, not a curated record
ACUUUAUUGAAAUGGGAAUUUAAUUUCUAGUGACUUUUCAGAAGAAAAAAGAAAUCUUUUUAUUUUCAAAAAUUAGUUUUUGGGGUUAAAGUAUGAGGCUUUUUUGCAAAGAGGAUAAUAUGAUUGAGACAACUAAGCUAACAUACGACCAAGUCAGUUGAGCUGCAUUUGUUUGUCCAAGUCAAAAAUCCAAGUCUAUAUUCAAAUAUCAACCUUUUGAGUCACCACCAAGAACUUUAAUAAUGUAAAUAUAUUUUAUACAAAAAGGCCAGUUUUGAAUCUACGGUUUGUUUUCUAGUCAUUCAAAUGAAGUUUCUUUGAUUUUCCACCACAAUUGAUCUUCUGCUUUGAAACUGUCUUAACCAAGUUUGGAGCCACAAAAGAAGAAAAAUUUGCAAAUUUGAGGAAGACCCAUUUCGUAGAAGAAGUAAAAAUGAUUACUGAGGAAAAAAAACUUGAGGUUGUUGCUGAUUUUUGUGAUGAAAACUUUGAAUCUGAUCAGCUGUCAGUGACCGUUGUGGAGUCAACCUUAUCUGAGGAACAGGACAACGAGAUCAGAGGAGGAUCACAUGUUAAGAACAGACUGAAGAAAUUCAGAUCAAUCAAGCUCUCAAAAUCACCAAGCUUGAGACCUUCCACAAGGAGAUCAAAAACCCAUCUCAGAAAUAUCAGGGUUGAGCUAUUUUGUGAAGAAGAAAACUCUCCAUGUUCAUCUUCUUCUCAUUCUUCAAGCUUUUCCCAGAAAUCAGCACCACCAUUAACAAGGAGAUCUAGCUUCAAGGGUGGAAGGAUUUUAACAAGAAUGUCUAGUAAGAAAUUAAAGAAGAAAAGCUUGGGAGGGACUGAUAUGAACCAAAUGAAGAUAUCUAGAUCAACCAGGGUUGUGCAUUCUGAUGGCUCAAGACUACCAAGAAGACAAAACAACUCAAACCGUGAUGAGUCUUCUGUUGUUUCAUCCAGUGAUGUGGAAGCAUCGCCUCAUUCUUCUAAGUUGACCAAUGGUUAUAGUGCUCUGAAGAUUUCAUUGCAGGCAAGUCCUCGUACUCCUGAAUCUAGUUGUAGUAGAAUUGAUGGGAAGAGAAGGACAUUAUCAGCUUACUCAAAGCCAAACUCAAUAUCUCCUGGUCAGAAAUCAUCUCCUAGGACUUUAACAAGGAAAGCUAGUUUGAAACCUUUGAGGUCCUCAACCAAAAUGGCAGGUGCAAGAUCCAAGAAAAGUCCCUUGAUAAAUCAUUCUGAGAUUUCUCAGUUUCCUGACUUGAGUGUUGAAAGAGCUACAUGUUCUUCCACUCUUAAGGAUUCUAAGUUUCCUGACACCCUGCUUGGAAGUGAGUCCAAUGAAAAUCCGGUCUCGAAGGUCUGUACAUUUUCUUAUUGCUCGCUUCAUGGCCAUCGUCAUGCCAAUGCGCCACCUUUGAAGCGUUACAUAUCAAUGAGGAGGCGUUCGUUGAAGAACCAGAGGAACACAAGAUCAGAAAAUCGAGCCACUCGUAGAGAAAGGAAUUCGGGCAAGGGAAAGGGUAAGAAAGAACCACUAGCUCUUCUAGUAGAAGAAGUUGAUAGAGAAUUGGCCUUGGAAGCUUCCAAGUCAAAUGGGUUAGGUGGUUGUGGCGAAGAAGAUGCAAAGAUCGAUGAUUCUGAUUCAGGAUGCCUUGCUGAGAGGCUAGUUGGAGAAACAUCAAAUCCACCUUCACAUAUUGAUGGGAAUCUAAGUCAAGUAAGUGAUUUUCCCAUUGUUGAGCAUAAUCCAGCACCAGUGAAAUGCUGUUCUGCUAACAAAGAACUGAAUAGAACAGUUCCUCAAAGCAGUGAUAAGGAAGAAACUGGUGCUAAUGCAUUGAUAAAUGAUGAACACUUGGAAAUGGAUUCUAGAUCUGUUGGUGAAAGUAAGGAGCGAAGUGGGAUCACAACUGGAAAACCAUAUGAUGAGUCUUUAUAUGCAUCUCCAAGAGAUCUAGAGAACGAAACCACAGAAGCUAAAGACGAGAAGGAAAAUUUGGAGCCUGGUGAUGGCUUCUUUCAGUUUCCUCCCCCCAAGGAUUCUGAACUUAAUAGUACCAAAAAUAUUGGAACACAGAGAAUGCAGGUGCAGCUAAAGGAUCAGAAAUAUGUAAGAAUGUGGCGUUUGAUGUAUAAGCAUGCUGUGAAGGGAGAAAAUGGAACAAUUGAAAAUCAGGCCCCUCUUGAUAAUGUGAACAAGACAGAACAAGUAAAAGGAGCUGAAGUUGUACCUGAAUCGAACGGUUCUCGUGGUCUUCAAGGUUUUUCAGAAACAUAUGAAGAUACAACAGCAGAAAAUGGCAAUGCAGGCAAGCAGCAGAUGGAACUUUACCAGAAUGAUGCCGUUAAGCUUGUACAGGAAGCUUUUGAUGAAAUCCUUCUCCCCGAAAUUCAGGAUGAUCAAUCAGUUACAAGUGGCGUAAGUUUAGACCAGGAACCCUUGGAACAAGGAUUCAAUGAUGAUGGUACAAGCAGCUUGAAAGAAGAGAAAACACCAUCAAAGUGGGGAGGCAAAUCUGAACUGAAAGCUUCUAAGAGCUGGAGCAAUCUGAGGAAGAUACUUGUCCUCAAGAGAUUUGUCAAGGCAUUGGAAAAGGUGAAGAAAAUCAACCCAAGGGAACCAAGAUAUCUACCUUUGCAGCCUGAUCCAGAAGCAGAAAAGGUUAAUCUUAGGCGUCAAACAUCAGAAGAGCGAAAAAAUGCAGAGGAAUGGAUGCUUGAUUAUGCACUUCAAAAGGUUAUUUCCAAACUUGAUCCACCUCAACAAAGACGAGUAGCAAUGCUUGUAAAAGCUUUUGAAACAGUUCUACCACCAUCAGAUCUUAUAUCUAGUCCAAGGUUGAGUUUAGCAGAACACAGUCAGGUAAAUAAAGUUCAAUCCUACAUUAGUUCGUUCGUUCAAAUUGGUGAGAAGACCGGUAAAGAAACUGAUGAAAAUGAGUAUGCUGGCCAACUCCAAGGUGUUGUAAAGGCAGAACUGCGUGAUCCCGUGGAAUUUCCAAAGCUCGAAGAUGUUAAACAAGAAGAGAAUGUGCCUGUUUCUGAAUCUACUGACAAGGACUGGAAUGAAGGACAAACGUCUGGAAGCAAUUUUGAAAACAGGAACAACAGCAAAGUCAUUCGCUCCAUUGAUCAACAAGAUUUCUUCAGUAUUUCUUUAGAGGAGAAAGAUUCUCACAAGUCAAGUGAUGAGCUGAAUUCAGAUGACAUUGUGAGCACCUUUCAUGAAGCUCUACAAGAUGAAAAUGUUCAAGCAGCACCAAAGCAAAUUGAUGCCAGCUUGGGGACAGAGGCUUACAAUGCUGAGACUUUGGUGAUAACUUCUGCUCCUAUUUUUCCAUUAGAGGACGCCAUGGCAGCCAGUAAAGAAGAGAAUGGAGUAAAUGAGGAAUUGCCUCCAAUUGAGGAAUCAGAGUCCCGUUGCCAAAAUGAUGUAGCACAAGACACUCAGUCGGAAAAGCAGUCAUACAUGAGACUUUGGACUUUGGUUUAUAAGCAUAUGGCAUCAGGUAUUGCUGCAAAAGAUGGAGCCGAACUAAACGAUGAAGUUGAUGAGAAAAGAUUGGACAACGCCAAAACAACGGAAGGAACAGACGUUUCUGUUUCUAGUCAAAGCUGUUCCGAAAAGAAUGAGGAUAUUGACAUGAAAGACGACACUGCAGAUGACCAGAAGGCAGUUCUCCGCCGCAAUGAAGUUAUCAAGCUAAUUGAAAAGGCGAUCGAUGAUAUUCUUCUUCCAGAAAAUCAGGAUAAUUCAGCUGAUGAUCAAGCAACUGUGAAACAGUCAUUAGUCUCAGGCUUCACCAAGUGUGUCUCUACUAAUGAGAGCUCCAGAGAACAAGAAGACAGGAAAGAAGCAGAGGAGUGCAGAGUUCCAGAUUUUGAAGAAAGAGCAACCGAUGACAUCACCACAAAAGAAGAAGAAGAAAAAACCUCAACUGAUCCGAAAAUGCCAAGGAGCUGGAGCAACCUGAAGAGAAUGAUUCUGCUUAAAAGAUUCAUCAAAGCACUGGAAAAUGUGAAGAAAUUCACCCCAAGAGGCCCCAGAUUUCUGCCCUUGGAGGCCGGUCCAGAAGCUGAGAAAGUCAAUCUAAAGCACCAAGAUACAGAUGAGAGGAAAAAUGCUGAGGAGUGGAUGCUUGAUUAUGCAAUUCAACAGGUUGUUACGAAACUAACUCCGGCUCGGAAAAGAAAAGUGAAGCUUCUGGUAGAGGCUUUUGAGACUGUCACUCCAGCUGUUAGAAGAUGAGCUUGCAAAAUGACAAAGGUAAGGCAACAAGUACCAGUUAUGUAGUGAGAUCAUCAUAUGAUGAGUAUGUAAAGCUUAGAUUUAUAUGACAGAAUAUAGCAUAGAUUUAGCAGCAGUGAGAUUCUUGUUGAGUUGCAUAUACAGUAAUAGGAUGGUGUUUUCUACAUAGCCAAAUACAGCAUAUAUUUUUUCAGUUGCAGAAAUUUGGUGUAAGAUUUUAUUUUAUUUUUUUGUUCAAAUUGAUAAUCCUUUGUUUGAGAAGGUUUAUUUGUUUUAUUUAUUUUUUCUUGAGAAUCUAGUUGUAAUAAAUAUACAUUAAUUUUGGUUACUUUGAACAGUUUUUUUCA